GAACACUCGAACUUUCUGAAGAAUUCGAUUAAUCGAAAGAUGACGUGAUUUAUGUUAAAAUAAACAUCGUAUAGUACGCAACAAAGAGGUUAUAACUGUAAAAUAAUGACAUAUAUCAAAAGAAUUUAAGAUGUAUUAAAAAAAAUAAAAAUGUAUACGUUACUUCAUGGAUUUUACAAAUACUUGGUACAAAAAGAUGAAUAUUUCAUACUCAUUUUGGGACUUGACAAUGCUGGCAAAACGACUUAUUUGGAAGCGGCGAAAACCAAAUUUACAAAAAACUAUAAAGGAAUGAAUCCAAGUAAAAUAACAACAACUGUCGGGCUUAAUAUAGGAAAGAUUGACAUUGCAGGAAUAAGAUUAAAUUUUUGGGAUCUUGGUGGUCAAGAUGAACUUCAAUCAUUGUGGGAUAAAUAUUACGCAGAAUCUCAUGCAGUUAUAUACAUUGUAGAUUCUUCAGAUAGAGAGAGAAUUCCUGAUUCAAAAAAAACAUUCGAUCGAGUUAUAUCUUCAGAACACUUAACAGGAGUACCUCUCUUAGUUCUUGCCAAUAAACAAGAUAUUUUAGAUUCAAUGGGAAUCAGAGAAGUAAAACCAAUAUUUAAUAAAAAUGCUCAUUUAAUUGGUCGAAGGGAUUGCAUGGUCAUGCCAGUAUCUGCAUUAAAAGGGGAUGGAGUAGAUGAAGGUAUUCAUUGGCUUGUAGACUGUGUGAAGAGAAAUAGUGAUGUACGCCCUCCACGUAAUCAAGACGACAAUGACUUAUCUUAACAUAAAAUCUAGAAACAAUAAUUUCCAAAAUAUUUUUAUUGUUACUUCUAAGAAUAGUUUUAUUUAUGAGAGAAAACAUUUGAGCUCAUUAUAUAUAUUGUAAAGAAGUGAAAAUGUCCAUGUUAAUUGACCUAUUAUUUCUUCAAGUGUUUAUCUUGUUGAUUAAUAGAUCAAUAAUUCCCUCAGGUGAUAUGGAACUAAAAGUAGUCAAAGCGUACGAUAUCAAGGCCCGGAACGAGAUAAGAGAUAAGCCACUCAACAGUUUGCCAUCAAGACUGUUAGAUUAUGUGAGUCAAUAGAAGGAUAUAAUUCACUCUGAAAAUGUUUGACUAGUUGUAGGUUUUUUAUAUCGAUUUUUAGUGUUUUUGUAUUAAUUUCCCAAUUGUGUUGAUCGAUAUUACGCAAUAUGUGGGCAUAUUAUGAUACUGAAGAUUGGAGUGUUCUCCCACCUGAGUUGAAUCGGAGGUAAGAUCGCAAGAAUUCGAUACAUCAAAUAUUAUUUAUUUAAUAUAAUAUGUGAUUGGUUAAUGCAGUGAAACUAAAAAUUAUCGUUUAUUAAAAAUAAGGUAACGGAAAUAAAUCAUUUUUAUGAAUAAAAA
Messenger RNA from Chelonus insularis, 1367 nucleotides. It is a transcript of the gene Arfrp1, whose product is annotated as ADP-ribosylation factor related protein 1. The coding region runs from base 151 to 768 and encodes 205 amino acids. The record is from RefSeq and is a predicted model, not a curated record. Gene Ontology annotation, biological process: Golgi to plasma membrane protein transport; protein localization to Golgi apparatus; intracellular protein transport. NCBI's taxonomy places the organism in Eukaryota, Metazoa, Arthropoda, Insecta, Hymenoptera, Braconidae. Gene Ontology annotation, cellular component: Golgi apparatus. Gene Ontology annotation, molecular function: GTPase activity; GTP binding. The transcript is spliced from 5 exons.